Molecule: messenger RNA, 1179 nt
Organism: Endocarpon pusillum Z07020
Lineage: Eukaryota; Fungi; Ascomycota; Eurotiomycetes; Verrucariales; Verrucariaceae
Exons: 3
Coding region: 1-1179 (392 amino acids)
Molecular function (GO): protein binding
Source: RefSeq, a predicted model, not a curated record
AUGUCUCGUAGUCACGGAAAAGAUAUUCCCAGCAUCCCCGUAUUCUCCUCCCCCUUGGCUUCAAAUUCAGAUGUACCAGUGGUGUCCGUGGUGGAACCUAUCUACAACGCCGCCUGUUACGAUCCUGAAGAUCUGCUUAUAGAGUUCGAAAGAGCUUAUCUACUGGGUCGAUCACAGCAAAAGACAUUUACUCGUGCACUUGAAUACGCCAUUUCCUGUCAUCGUGUCUGCGCCAUUGAGAAUCUUUUUAAGAUUGAUGUGGGCAGGGUACGGCAACUCACCCAAAAGGAGGUCAAUGUAAACGCCAUUGCUCCGAAUGUCAUCAGCCGUGCCAUUCAGGGUGAAAGAACCGAUGUAGAUAUCCUAAGACUAUUCUUAAAUCUUGGCCUGGAUGUCAAGAAAGUCUUCGGGGGAGAAGGUGAUGCAUUGAUGUGGGCAGUAAGGAUCGGAAGGUGGGAGCUCAUCGAGAGAAUCCUUGAACAGAGAGGAUCAUUCGACGUGGAUGAAGUAAAGUAUCACAAAUACGACAACGCGUACACCCUCCUCUCCGUCGCCUCAGACCGAAUUCGUGUGGCCGAUGAACUGCACUACUACGAAGGCCACGACACGCAAGAAAUUCCCAUCUGGAUUGACCAGAAGCGCCUGAUCCUCGAAUUCCUCGGCCGUGGAGCCUCCAUCAAGGGAACUUGUCUCCUCCCCAACCUGGCAGCCGACCAGCAACGAAAGGAGCAAACUGUAAGUUUCGCCAGAAUGCUAAUCGAAGAGUAUGGCGCGGACGUCAAUGAGAGAUACGAUUGGAACGCACUCAUGCAUAGGCGGUCACGUAGAGAGAGGAUCAGCACGCCGCUAUACGAGGCGGUCAGGAAUAAUUUCCCCCGAAUGGUUGAGUUGCUGCUCGAGAAGGGAGCCGACGCUACCGUGAAGGGUCAUGCAGGUAUGACGUUGGUGGAGUGUGCAUGGAACAACAAGCACGGUGGUAUGGUACAGCUGCUGAGGGAAAGGGGCGUACCUGAGGGUCCGGAAACCAAGGGAAAAGAUGUCUCGACGUUGUAUUCGUCCUCGACGCCAGAAAGAGCGACAACUCCAGCUAGGAGAGCGAUUGUGCGGUCGGAUUCGAGCAGUGAUGAGUUGAGCUGGGACGAGAGACGUUGGCUCAUGUAUGAAGCGAUUCAGCCUUGA